AUGAUUAACAAUGAGUGGAAAGAGUGUCUGCCUUCUCUGAAGAAAGGAAACUAUAACGGCGAUGAACCAUGGCUCUUGUAUCACCAAAGAGGAUCUUCUCAGGCAACUCUAUACGACCCACGUAGAGGGAGACACUACGUCUCUGUGGACCAGAAUUUAGAAGGGGCAAGAGUUUUGGGGUCUAAUAUGGGAUGGUUGAUGGCCUCGGACUCGGUUAGCGUAAACCCUGGACGGCAACACCGUUUCUUUGUCUACAACCCAUUUAAAGCUAUGAGGUACAAUCUUCCAGUCCUUAACAUAGGGUAUCCUCUGCCAAGCUGUGUAGUCCGUUGUGGGAUUGUGACAAAAACUGUCACCCAAAGAAACUUUUAUGCCAUUGUGGUUACGGAUAACUUUUAUGCACUUCAUGUUCACUACAUUGGUAUGAGGAACGGGAUAUGGGAUGUAGCUUGGACUCUCAACCCAAUCCCUAUAUUUGAUGACGGUGACGAUGAUCAGCAUGCUGAUUACCGAGGUGUGGAGAGCAUCUCCCCUUCUGAGAACCUCCUCUCCAUCCGCAUGAGCGAUCACAGAAAAUAUGACUUGAAUUUGCAAACUCGAGAAUGGGAAGUCUCCGAGAUACUAGGUGAGGAUACCAUGGAUUGGAACCGACUCAGUGGUUUGUCCAUCCAUCAGAUGAAGGAGACCCUGAAUCUGCCUGCAGCGACUCCGACCAGCCUCGAACUCAUCGGCACUAAAACGGAUCGCCACCGAGUGAGGAACCAGUUUAUGAGUGAUGAUGCAAGCACUUCAGAGAUUGACGGCGUUUGGUUGGAAGUUCGGGCUUGA
This is a messenger RNA of Eutrema salsugineum, 828 nucleotides long. RefSeq lists its product as uncharacterized. The record is from RefSeq and is a predicted model, not a curated record. NCBI's taxonomy places the organism in Eukaryota, Viridiplantae, Streptophyta, Magnoliopsida, Brassicales, Brassicaceae. The transcript has a single exon. The coding region runs from base 1 to 828 and encodes 275 amino acids.